This is a messenger RNA of Caenorhabditis elegans, 1917 nucleotides long. It is a transcript of the gene coel-1, whose product is annotated as Tubulin-specific chaperone cofactor E-like protein. The transcript is spliced from 10 exons. Bases 270 to 1526 code for a protein of 418 amino acids. NCBI's taxonomy places the organism in Eukaryota, Metazoa, Nematoda, Chromadorea, Rhabditida, Rhabditidae. The record is from RefSeq and is marked reviewed. Gene Ontology annotation, cellular component: cytoskeleton.
UUGAGAAGAAGGCGCAAAAUAGCGUGAAACAGCCGUCGGCAUCAUACAAUCGUAAGUGGGAGGAGACCUCCUCCCUCCCACCGGACGGCGCACGCAACAGCCCGUAGACAGAAGAGACGCAGAGGUACGACCUAAAGGUGAAAUGGAGUGCGGACUGGCGUGGAGACGCAGCCGAAUGAAGAGACUGGGUAGGACAACGGCACAAAGACAGCUAGCAGUCACUCAGCUGAUCAUACCGAACUGCGGUCCUGCUGCCUGUCCUUACCGUCAUGGAAGAAGGCUGCAGCACACUGGUGAGAAGCCUCGAGCAAAAGUAUCUCGACGAUGAUGAGGAUAUUGUUCAAGACAUUAUUUUCACAGGAUUUACGGGUUGCUCGCCAUGUAAGAUGGCAAGCCAGAGAGCCCUAGAACUUCUUGUGCUGAACAACAUGAACAUUGACACAAUCGGCGAUUCCGAAAAGUUGGCCACCCUAGCAUCCCAUGUUUCUGAGGCGGAUCUCGGAUGGAAUCAAAUCUCAAAGUGGUCGGAUAUAGCUUGCAUCUUGAAAAAUUUGCCGCAUCUCCGUGUGCUAAACAUUGGUCAUAACCCGCUGAAUCCCGUGAUUGAUCAUGAAUUGCCAGUCUCCACACUACACACCAUUAUUCUUAACGUUCUACCAAAAGUCACCGAACUUCAUAUGUCUGACAACCAAUUUAACGACGACGACGACUGCGACGAACCCAUCAGCACCACCGUCCGAACUGUUCACCUCAACAGAUGCGGGUUCCUGAAAUGGUCGUCUGUUAUGAAUGUUGUCAAGCGAUUCCCAAAUGUGUGCUCAGUUUUUGUUUGCGAAAAUCCUUUAAAAGAUGUCACCCACUGCAAACAUUUCGAACAACUGCCGUUUUGGAAUUUCCUGAAUUUAGCCAAGACCUCUAUCGACUCUUGGGACAGUCUAGAUCAACUCAACAGAAUGACCUCUAUCAGCGAUCUCCGUGUGCCAAACAUUCCAUUAUUAGACGCCCUCACCAAUGAAGAGCGGCUGCAUCUUAUCAUUGGUCGUCUACAUCAUUUGCGCGUGCUCAACGGCUCCAAAAUAUCAAGCGAACAAAGAGAGCAAUCUGAACGGUUCUUCAUUCGGUACUAUCAGGAGCAAAAGGAGAAACCUCUGCAAUACAAAACUCUGAUUGAUAAGCACGGGAACCUCGAGAAGUUGGUGACCAUCGACCUGACACCGAAGAAAGAAGCCGUUGUGAAGAUCUUGUGCGAGGAGAAGGAAGUGAAUCAGGAGAUUACUAUCUCACUGGAACCAACCGUACUCGACUUUAUGAAAAUCUUAGACCCAAAAGUUGGAGUGAAAUUCACACGGAUGAAGCUGUUUCUACUCCGAGAGGAUGGCCGGACAGACGAUUUUUCAUCGAGUGAUUACAAUAUGCCGUUACACUACUUCAAAAUUGAGGACGGAGAUUCAUUUUUAGUUCAGGAAAAAAUAAUUGUAACCAGAAGACGGCGUCCACCAAGUUCCACGUCAAGUUCUUCUUCGUAAUUUUCAUCAUCCCUGGCAGGGAUUCCCUGCCACAUGUAUUGUAUAAAAUUCAAAUUUAGUUUCCUUGCCACAAACAACUCUGCUAUUCACGAUUUUUGUUUCGUUCAACUAGCCAAUUUCAUGUUCUAUUCCGCCAUGCUUUUUUUUGGUUGAAUCACAUCGAUUACGUAAAGUUUAAGACCAUCCAGGUUUUCUCAAUGACCCCCCCCCCCCCAUCAGGUGAACUAGAUGAUUAUCAUCACAGUUCAAUUCUUCUGCAGUUCCAUUUUUUUGCAUUUAAUAGUUUUUCUUUGUAGAUAGUUAUUUUUCCGGUUUGGAUUUUUUGAUAUGCAAUAAAUAUUCCAUUGUACAUAGAGAAUCAAGAUUUAAUUGCGAAUAAAAACAAGUGUUU